AAUUCUCUCGUAUUCUUGCUUAUCACAAAGCUGUAUCCUCACCAUUUCAAUACAAAAAAUGGAGCUUGAGUUUCCUCCAUUCUCCAUCCUCCUCACCACCCUCCUCUUCCUAUCCAUGAUUGCUAGAGUGGGCAAGGCUUUGAAAGAUAAGAAGCCAUCCCAAAGGCUGCCUCCAGGGCCAUGGAAACUACCCUUCAUAGGAAAUAUUCACCAGCUUGGUGGCUCACUACCCCAUUGCACGUUAAGAAACCUGUCACUCAAGCAUGGCCCCUUAAUGCACCUACAGCUUGGAGCAGUCUCCACAGUUGUUAUAUCGUCACCUGAAUUUGCUAAGGAAGCAAUGAGGAAAAACGAUGUUACUUUUGCUUCCAGGCCAUAUCAGCUUGCUCCCGGGAUCAUAUCUUAUGAUUGUACAAACAUUGUCUUCUCCCCUUAUGGCAGUUACUGGAAGCAGCUUCGAAAGAUUUGUGUGAUGGAACUCUUGAGUUCACAACGGGUGAAAUCAUUCAAAAGAGUUAGAGAAGAAAUAGUUUCCAGUCUAAUCAAGAUCAUGUCUUCAAGCCCAAGUACACCAAUCAAUCUUAGUGAAAAGAUUUUUUCGUUGACAUAUGGCAUAACGGCAAAAGUGGCCUUUGGUUCAAAAUGCAAAGGACAGGAAACAUUCGUAUCUAUCAUCACUGAAGUUAAUAAGCUGGCAACAGGCCUCACCCUUGCAGAUUUUUACCCUUCAGUUAAAGCACUUCAGAUGAUCAGUGGAAUCAGGCCAAAGCUCGAGAAGCUACACCGAGAAGCUGAUGGAAUACUUGAAAAUGUCAUUGCUGAGCAUAAAAAGAGGCUUGGAAAAGAAAAUGGCAGCGGUGGAGACGACAAAGACAUAGUUGAUAUACUUUUAGACCUUCAAGAGAACGGCAACCUUGACUUCCCCCUAUCUGCCAACAACAUCAAAUCAGUCAUACUGGACAUAUUUGCUGCAGGAAGUGAAACAUCAUCAACAAUUGUUGAAUGGGCGAUGUCAGAACUGCUGAAGAAUCCAAGAUCAAUGGAAAAGGCUAAAGCUGAGGUGAGAGAUGUCUUUAAAGGCAAAGGAUAUGUGGAUGAAGAAAGCUUUCAUGAACUUAAGUUCCUCAAAUCAGUUCUUAAGGAAACAUUAAGGCUGCACAAUCCUGUGCCUUUGAUACCAAGGGAAUGCCGUGAGAACUGUAAGCUUGGUGGAUAUGAGAUACCUGUGAAGACUAAAGUCCUGAUCAAUUCAUGGGCAAUUACAAGGGAUCCUAGACACUGGAGUGAACCCGAUAAAUUUAAUCCUGAAAGGUUCCUCAAUAGCUCACUUGACUAUAAAGGAACAGAUUUCCAAUAUAUUCCAUUUGGUGCAGGAAGGAGGAUAUGUCCAGGCAUAUCAUUUGCCCUUGCUAAUAUUGAAAUGCAACUUGCCCAAUUCUUGUACCAUUUUGAUUGGAAGCUCCCCAAUGGAAUGAAGUAUGAAGAACUCGACAUGACAGAUGCACCUGGUUUAACAAUAAGGAGGAAACACGACCUGUUUGCGAUUCCAAUUCCUUAUCAUCCUUUUCCCUCUUGAAUAAAACAAAGUAUCAGAUGUUCAUUUGGCUAAAAUUUGUUUAAGCCAUUGUGAUAUAUUGUUCUAGUACUACUAAGGUCUUUGUUCUGUUAAAUUAUGGCAUAGUCUAUAAGGGUUAAAGCUUGGUUGUUGUAUGGUAAACCGUAAUGAAUUAAGGCUUAUGUCUUGCAAAGUAAA
Messenger RNA from Theobroma umbraticum, 1753 nucleotides. Its product is annotated as premnaspirodiene oxygenase-like. The record is from RefSeq and is a predicted model, not a curated record. Gene Ontology annotation, molecular function: heme binding; monooxygenase activity; oxidoreductase activity, acting on paired donors, with incorporation or reduction of molecular oxygen. NCBI's taxonomy places the organism in Eukaryota, Viridiplantae, Streptophyta, Magnoliopsida, Malvales, Malvaceae.